UCUGGGUUCGUUCUCCCCAGCCUCGUCUCUGUGUUACGCUGCCGCCGCCGCCACUGCGGUUGCUGCCGCCUUCCCGUCAGCGCGAUCAGUGAGACCCACGGAUCAAGGGGCUCUCGCGUGGGGAACCAAGGGGGGCUGCGGGAGUCCGAAGCCAGCGUGCCCACUGCUGACAUAGCCGGGGUUAACGUGAGGCAAAUCCAGCCUAGGCGUCAAGGCAGCGGAUAACUUGGAGUGGUUACAAGUCUGUGAUUACAGAGAGCGAGCGAGAGAGCAGGAACUCUCUGAAAGAAACGGCCAUCUCCGGAAUGCAGAGAAUGGGCUCCUAGUCGAGGGCUUACUGUUGUGAGUUGUUCUGAAACACAGUGGUAAACGUGGAGAACGGGAGCUGUUCCUCUGUAUAAAGAGUCUGGCCGGAGCUGUCAGAACCACGCCUAUAGGGGCCCACAAUUGGUCCAGAAAGCGUAAAAUCAGCAAUCAAAGGGGCUUGGUUCAUUAGUGCUGGGGAUGGAGGCAGGAAGGACAUGUGAGAUAGUCACAGAUCUGCAGUGAACGGGGCCACAUCUCUCCAGUCAGUGUGGGAUGACUGAAGCAGAGAAACAGCUUAUUUCUCCAAGAGGCACACAACGCAGCCGGGCUCCCCCUCCACAGCGCAGCUUCUGCUGAAGGACUCGGCGGAGGGACCAUAGGAAAAGCACACCAAAACAACUCUGGGCUAUUUUCUUCACCGUGAUAACGCGUUGUGGCAGGGCGCUGUACUCUUCUGUACAGCUUUACCGAAAUUAACUGCUCGCGAAGCGCGGACCUACUCUGGCUCAAGGUUCGGGGAAAUACCACUAAAAAUAUCCCUUAUUUCACUUGGUUUUUGUGGAUGCACCGAUGAGAGAUCCAGUUUUUACAGGGACUGCAAUGGCUUAUCACCCUUUCCACGCACACCGGCCAACCGACUUCCCCAUGUCCGCCUUCCUAGCGGCCGCGCAACCUUCCUUCUUCCCGGCGCUCAGCCUGCCUCCCGGGGCGCUCACCAAGCCCAUCCCGGACCACGGCCUGGCCGGGGCGGCGGAGGCUGGGCUCCACCCGGCCCUCAGCCACCAUCAGGCGGCUCAUCUGCGCAGCAUGAAAAGCCUGGAGCCCGAGGAGGAGGUGGACGACGACCCCAAAGUUACACUGGAAGCCAAGGAUCUUUGGGACCAAUUUCAUAAACUCGGGACGGAGAUGGUUAUUACCAAGUCCGGAAGGAGGAUGUUCCCUCCGUUCAAAGUGCGAAUAAACGGGCUCGAUAAAAAAGCCAAAUACAUCCUGCUGAUGGACAUAGUGGCGGCGGACGACUGCCGCUACAAGUUCCACAACUCCCGCUGGAUGGUGGCGGGCAAGGCCGACCCGGAGAUGCCCAAGAGAAUGUACAUUCACCCGGACAGCCCGGCCACCGGCGAGCAGUGGAUGGCCAAGCCUGUUGCUUUCCAUAAACUCAAGCUGACCAACAACAUCUCAGACAAACACGGAUUUACCAUCCUGAACUCUAUGCACAAGUACCAGCCCCGGUUCCACAUAGUGCGGGCCAACGACAUCCUGAAGCUCCCUUACAGCACCUUCCGGACCUACGUGUUCCCGGAGACCGAGUUCGUGGCUGUGACGGCCUAUCAGAACGACAAGAUAACGCAGCUGAAGAUUGAUAACAACCCUUUUGCCAAAGGAUUCAGAGACACGGGGAACGGGAGGAGGGAGAAAAGAAAACAACUGACCAUGCCAUCGCUGCGGAUGUAUGAGGACCAGUGCAAGGUGGACCGGGAGGGUGCGGACUCGGACGCCUCUUCCAGUGAGCCCCCGGCCGGCAGGGACGCCGUCCACUCCCCGCUGGGAGCUGGUACCAGUCCGCUAAGGUUCAGCAGACCCAGUCGAGAUGAAAAAACAUGCACUGACAGCGAGCAGGAGCUGGAGCAUCAGGACGAGCACUGCACUGCCUCCAACAGCCCAGGACCUGAGCCCGUGUCCCCCUACAGCUCCAGGUGUGAGGACCGCAUGCGUGACAGGCCUAGCACAGAAAAGAAGGAUGACUCCAUAUUCAGUAUAAGGAACCUUGAGAAGGACAAAGCAGAGAGCAGGCACAGGAAGGACAACACGGAUGUCCCGACAAAGGACUCAGAGGCUGGAGGCAUUGGUGCCAGUAAGGACGCAUUCUCUCCUCUUAUGGUCCAGACUGAGAGCCCCUCACACUUCAGCCCAGGCCACUUACAAAGCCUGGCUCUGUCCGGCCUGCACAGUCAGCAGUUCUUUAACCCUCUGAACACCGGAUCGCCACUGUUGUUUCACCCAGGGCAGUUUGCCAUGGCCCCUGGAGCCUUUUCUGCUAUGGGCAUGGGGCAUCUUUUGGCCUCUGUAUCUGGAGCAAGUGGUUUGGAUAAUGGCAGCCUCUCCGGCCAGAGUACGGGAGGAACCCCCAACCCCUUCCCCUUCCAUCUGUCCCAGCACAUGCUCGCCUCUCAGGGCAUCCCGAUGCCUCCAUUCGGAGGGCUGUUCCCAUACCCUUACACCUACAUGGCAGCGGCUGCAGCGGCAGCCUCAGCCUCAGCCCUUCCCACCACCAGCACCUCCAGCCCACUCUCCAGGAAUCCCUUCCUGGGCUCGUCCCGGCCUCGGCUCCGCUUCAACCCUUACCAGCUGCCAGUGUCGCUGCCUCAGAGCUCUAAUCUGCUCACCACCGGUCUCCCCAGCAGCCUCAACCCAGGCUCGGAAUCCUCCAAACCGGGCAGUAGAGAGGCCAGCCCAGCCCCGGAGCACCACAGCAACCACAAGUCAGGAGGGUCAAGUGGGAGGGCAGCAUCCCCCAAAACCUCUAUGAAGGACUCAGUGAAUGAGCUGCAAAGCAUCCAGAGACUGGUGAGCGGCCUGGAGGGCCAGAGGGAGCCCUCCCCGACUGCAGACUCUCCCAAGUGAUGAAGACUCUCUGUUUGGGAUGAAGUCUUGGCUUGAAUACCAGAGGACUAUAAGUGCAUAUGUCCUGUACAGCACAUUACAGAGAGUGGGAUGUGGGUUUGACCGAUAAGGGUCGGUGAAGGCUGAUAACUGAUAUUUUUUGGAACAAAGCUACAGAUUGAAUGAAAUUUAGUCUAUAUAAUUAAAUUUGACCUUUUUAAAUUCACACUUAUUGAAGGUUUCCCUUUUAGAGCUGACCUAUUAGAAAGAUCGGAAAGCGUGUCAGACAACAUUUCGACUAUCAUCAGACACUAAAGCUCUUCCUUGAAGCCCAGUGUUAGAGUUAGCAGCUGUUGACAGCAGCAGGCUGACCACCCAAGAAACUCUGGAAUACGUUUAUACGUUGAUGGAAUAAAAAUGAAUGGACAAAAAAUUAUAAGUACGUGAAUUAAAUUGCGCAAUGAAUGAAAAAACAAUAAAACACUAAAUAAUCAUAAGAAUAUUAUUUUAAAAAAAACAAACGGUUAGGUUCAAGGAAGUGUCAAGUGUCAUAGAGACCAACACUGAUUAUUUCCACUACCAAAAACGUGAUCAUAUCCAGUAUAUCAGAGGUGGACCACACAAGGCCAGUAUUGGCCCCAUAUAUCGGUCUAACCUGCCUGCGAGCCCGCCGCUCCACAGGCUGAGCGGCGCACAGUGGAAAGUGUGUUGGCUGACUUGGAGCCUCUGUGCAUCCAGGCCUGGUUUUGAAACACCCAAGUCGAUCCCUGAACCGGAGCCUCAUCCCGCCGACGGGCAGGUCUCAGGCUGCGUCCAAAAACUUUUUUUUUUAUUUUAUUUUUUUUCCCAGGCCUGAUCAUUUCAAAACAAAAACAAAAAAAA
Molecule: messenger RNA, 3792 nt
Organism: Xiphias gladius (swordfish)
Lineage: Eukaryota; Metazoa; Chordata; Actinopteri; Istiophoriformes; Xiphiidae
Gene: tbx2b
Product: T-box transcription factor 2b
Exons: 8
Coding region: 877-2931 (684 amino acids)
Biological process (GO): regulation of transcription by RNA polymerase II; positive regulation of DNA-templated transcription; cell fate specification
Cellular component (GO): nucleus
Molecular function (GO): DNA-binding transcription factor activity, RNA polymerase II-specific; RNA polymerase II cis-regulatory region sequence-specific DNA binding
Source: RefSeq, a predicted model, not a curated record